AUAUAAUUGGCGGUAGGAAUAUAAAACGCGAUUUCAUAAUUGGCGAUCGAUAGCCAAGAGAGAGGAGAGGGGAGGAGGAGGAAAUUAGAUGGAAAAUUUAGGGAAUUACAAGCUAGUGUUCUUGGGGGAUCAAGCCGUCGGCAAAACCAGCAUCAUCACUUGUUUCAUGUACGGUAACUUCGACACCAAUUAUCAGGCGACAAUUGGAGUAGACUUUUUGUCCAAAACUAUGAGGUAUGAAGACAGGACUUUUCGUCUGCAAUUGUGGGAUACUGCUGGACAAGAGAGAUUUCAAAGUAUUGUACCAAGUUACAUCAGAGAUUCUUCUGUUGCUGUUAUUGUCUAUGAUGUUGCUGAUAAGCAAACGUUUUUAAACACCUCCAAGUGGAUCCAAGAAGUUCGUGCAGAAAGAGGUAGCCAUGUCAUUGUUGUUCUUGUUGGUAACAAGACCGAUCUUAUUCACAAAAGGCAAGUUUCAAUAGAGGAAGGGGAUAAUAAAGCUAGUGAGUUUGGAGCUUUGUUCAUGGAGACUAGUGCCAAAGCUGGAUUCAACAUUAAGCCUUUGUUCUGUAAGAUUACAUCGGCGUUACAAGGAAACGAGGCAGUAUCUGGGACAAAACAAGAGGAUUUGGUGGAUGUGAAUCUUAAGGCAUCAACCAAAUCAUCUCGGGCAGAGCAUGAUCAAGUAGAGAGCAGUUGCUGUUAAUGACACUUAUACAUACAACAGACUCAGCAACUUAAGUUUUUUGGAUAAAUACUUGUUACAAUGAAGACCAAUUAGUUGGUGUGAUUAGACUAAAUCUCUCUGUAAACAUUGGUUUCUAACUUUAUUAUAUAAAUAUUGAUCAUCUUUAACUUGUU
Messenger RNA from Capsella rubella, 861 nucleotides. Its product is annotated as ras-related protein RABH1a. NCBI's taxonomy places the organism in Eukaryota, Viridiplantae, Streptophyta, Magnoliopsida, Brassicales, Brassicaceae. Gene Ontology annotation, molecular function: GTPase activity; GTP binding. The coding region runs from base 89 to 706 and encodes 205 amino acids. The record is from RefSeq and is a predicted model, not a curated record. The transcript is spliced from 6 exons.